AGCGCGCCAGGGCUGGCCACUGAGCGUUGGCGGAGCGUGAAGACCCGUUUGCCUAAAGGUGGCUCGUUGAAUCUAACGGGGCGGAUUGCUGUGGAGUAACCCUGUGAUGGGGCAACAGAUCUCGCUGUUCGGUUAAUGUUGCCUCUCUCAGUCACCAGCGCAGUGCCGGAAAAGUGUCCAGACUUUGAGCGCGCAGAGUCCGGUAUGUCCGAGGGGAAGAGCGCUGAACGCUGCAGUUUUGAGGCUUUAUCUCUGACAACUCCUGCGGACCAGAUGGUGCCGAAAAAAUGACUCGGGCUCUCUCCAUCCUCGCUUACCUUUUCUCUCUGGUUCACUGUAGCAGCAGUGCUGACUCAGAGGAGCGGCUCAUGAACUGGUUGCUGGGAAAGGAUCGCUACAAUCCGCUCAUCCGGCCGGCUGUCAACAGGACCGAGAGAGUCACAGUGAAGCUGCAAGUGUCUCUGGCACAGCUCAUCAGCGUGAAUGAAAGAGAACAGAUCAUGACCACAAAUGUCUGGCUCACUCAGCACUGGGUGGAUUACAGGUUAUCAUGGGACCCUGCAAAGUAUGAAGGCAUCGACAAGCUGCGUAUCCCAUCCAGACACAUCUGGCUCCCAGAUAUUGUUCUGUACAACAACGCUGAUGGCACCUAUGAGGUAACAGUCUUCACCAAUGCCAUUGUCCUUUCCAAUGGCAGCAUCAACUGGCUUCCUCCAGCCAUCUACAAAAGCGCCUGCAAGAUCGAGGUCAAGCAUUUCCCCUUCGACCAGCAGAACUGCACACUCAAGUUCCGCUCCUGGACGUAUGACCACACCGAGAUCGACCUGAUCUUGAAGUCUGAGGUGGCUAGUAUGGAUGAUUUCACACCCAGUGGGGAGUGGGAUAUCUUGGCGCUGCCAGGCAGACGGACUGUCAGCCCUCUGGAUCCCACCUAUGUGGACCUCACGUAUGACUUUAUUAUCAAGAGGAAGCCCCUUUUCUAUACCAUAAACCUAAUUAUUCCCUGUGUUUUGAUCACCUCUCUGGCCAUCCUGGUCUUCUACUUGCCUUCAGACUGCGGAGAGAAGAUGACCCUCUGCAUCUCCGUCCUCUUGGCUCUGACUGUGUUCCUACUUUUAAUCUCCAAGAUUGUUCCUCCAACCUCACUGGAUGUGCCUCUGAUCGGCAAGUACCUGAUGUUCACCAUGGUACUGGUGACCUUCUCCAUCAUCACCAGUGUGUGCGUGCUCAACGUGCACCACCGCUCUCCCAGCACCCACACCAUGCCGUCCUGGGUCAAGCUAAUAUUUCUUGUGAAACUGCCUGCCUUGCUCUUCAUGAGACGCCCUAACAAUAACUCCUCCCGUCAGCGGCUCCGCCAACAGCGGUGCCUACGGGCGAGGAGAGCCAUUCUGGGUUUGGGUUACCCAGGGGCACCCAAGGCAGGAAUCACAAUGUCGUCUUCUGCCCUGCUAUCCUCCGACUCCGCCUUCUCCACCCCAGGACACAAAAAUGUAGCUCCGUCAAUGGGCUACAGCCACUCCAACAGGAAGGAGGACCUGCGCGCCACGGAUUACCUUCCCACUGGUUUCACCUCCACCCAGGACCUCCAGCAGAGAAGCAAUUCAGAUUGGGUUGCUGAUGUCCAGGAGGCAGUGAAUGGGGUGCGCUUUGUGGCUGAGCACAUGAUGGGAGAUGAUGAUGAUCAGAGUGUGAUAGAGGACUGGAAGUAUGUGGCCAUGGUGGUGGAUCGUAUGUUCCUGUGGAUCUUCGUGAUAGUGUGUGUUGUGGGCACCCUGGGCCUGUUUCUCCAGCCUCUCUUCCAGAGUCAGAUUAUUCCCAACCAGCAGCCAAGCUCAGAGACUCCUCGCAUCUGAUGAACAGCGAGAGAGACUGAACAACUUUAGGGUCUUCAUAAGUAAUUGAACUGUUAGGAUGAACAUAGUUACAAGGGGGAUGUAGGCCAAUAGUUUUUUUUUUUUAGUUUUGAAGUCUUCUUAGCAUUUGCUUGUAGUGUAUCAUCAGGGACCAGGAGCCCUCUGUGUCAAAUCCUACCACCGGGCAAAAAAGGAAUACUCUUAUAAAAAUAUACACUUAUUUUGUACAUCAGUGGAACAGACAGGAUGUUUGUGUGACAUAAAAAUUGAUAAAAAUGUCUCCUAAUAAUCAAAACCACAUGAUCUAAAGCAAUACAACCUUCCACAGCUCCAUGUUUUGAGGAAAUGGUGCAUCUGCCAGGGACCUAUUACAGAAUCAAUGCACUGAGGUUGUCCCCUUCCCUUCAUAUCUACAAAGGACAGCUCCAGAAGUGGACUGAAUGCAGCCUCUGCUGCACUCAAGAAUGCGAACAUAAUAUGUGUUGAGCCAUUACAGGAAUAUAACCAGUAUGACAGAGACAUGACAGCUGUCAGAUGUUUUAUCCUUAUUUGUGUUGAGUUAUCUUACCAUAUCAUUGAAAUGUGAUGUGUGAUUAAGGAAUGAAAAGUAAAGAUAAAUCAGUGUCCUCUUUCAGUUUGAUUAAAUGUAUGAAAUCCCCAAUAAAGUCUUAAAAUUGUCA
Seriola dumerili (greater amberjack) is the source of this 2536-nucleotide messenger RNA. RefSeq names its product neuronal acetylcholine receptor subunit beta-4-like (gene chrnb4). Gene Ontology annotation, cellular component: postsynaptic membrane; synapse; neuron projection. Gene Ontology annotation, molecular function: acetylcholine-gated monoatomic cation-selective channel activity; transmembrane signaling receptor activity. The transcript is spliced from 6 exons. Gene Ontology annotation, biological process: monoatomic ion transmembrane transport; signal transduction; chemical synaptic transmission. Lineage: Eukaryota; Metazoa; Chordata; Actinopteri; Carangiformes; Carangidae. The coding region runs from base 288 to 1856 and encodes 522 amino acids. The record is from RefSeq and is a predicted model, not a curated record.